AUGAUGCAACACGAACCCGGCGCAAGAAUGCCGGUAGCUGACCAAUUCUCCGAGAGCGAAGAUGAUGAGGGUUUUGAACAGUUUGAGUUCAGCGACGACGAAGACGCUGUGGACACCUCCAUGGACAUUACUUCCGCGGAACGAUCGCUUGCCAAGAAGAUCAAACAAACUGUUGAGGAGAGACAAGACCUGCACAACUUGAGUGACAUGGAUUAUGCUCAGCAUGCAGCCUUGGUGAUAGAUCAAAGCGAUCGUGGAGAUGAUCCUGAUUUAGGCUUGGUUCUGGAACGCAUCCAAGGCUUGCAGGAAUUCCGAAUCCAGUAUGAUGUGGACCACAGCCCUUCGCAGGGCGUCUAUUAUCUGGACCAAAUGAUGACACUGCAACCGGGUGCCAUUCUUAAUGUGGACGUCUGCCCCUUGACUGGAGAGGGGGUCUUAGCCUUUAACAGGGGCUCCAUUGAUCCCAACAUUGCCCUCCAGUGCUCUCCUGAAGAUACCGUUCCAGAACAGAACUGGAGGAUCCAUGCGGUUGCCAGUUACUACAUGGUAUACGCAAUUCUGGCUUCUCUGCAAACUACACGAGAAGGUAUCUUCUUCUUGUGGGAUGGUCACAGCAUGUCGUGGAAGAACAUCUCCUUGACAUAUUCCCGUCGCCUCGUUGAAGAAGUAUGGAUGCACGUACCCUUCAAGGUCAGCAAGUUAAUGGAAUACAAUUCCAACUCGUCUGCUCUCAUCUUCUGGGGUCUUUUGAAACCACUUUUACCCAAGGCAUGGACAAGCGUCAUGGAUUUUGGUUGUCAGGUCGAUACUACGACUCCACGAACCCUGAGUGAAUUGUACUUGCAACCCAAUCUGGAAGAAGCGAAACAUAGUAUCCUUCGAAGGGUGCACAGGUUGCUGUCGUUGAGGGCCAAGAAUGAAGCGUCCUUCCGAUUGUGA
Messenger RNA from Seminavis robusta, 939 nucleotides. Lineage: Eukaryota; Bacillariophyta; Bacillariophyceae; Naviculales; Naviculaceae. The record is from the annotation of a GenBank genome assembly.